Ostreobium quekettii is the source of this 804-nucleotide messenger RNA. Lineage: Eukaryota; Viridiplantae; Chlorophyta; Ulvophyceae; Bryopsidales; Ostreobiaceae. The record is from the annotation of a GenBank genome assembly.
AUGGCGCUUGCGCGGCUCGGAGCGUCGAUUCCGGCGCUGCUGCUGGCCAUGGUGCCGUGGUUGGUUGCCGGGGACGAGGCGGAGUGCGCACAGGCAACCCCACGGGGUCUGCGCCAGCAGGUGGUGGUCAUCGGCGACGGGGUGUACAACCCGCUGGUGGGGCCCUUCCCGGAUGGGUGCUCGCCCGGCGACCCCUUCAUCACCCAGGGCUUCUGCUCCGGGGGUGAUGCCUUUUUCUCCGGCGUGCUGAAGUACGGUGACGACGAGGUGGCGGCCAUGGAGCGCAACGCGCGCGCCUAUCUGCUGGAGGAUCACGGGCUGGACGCGGCCGAAUUAGAGGCCACGGGCCAGGCCGUGUUCUUCAACUACACACUUGACCCCAGGCUGGGGCUGGUGGUGUCGGCCAUGGGCGGGGAGUGCGUGCCCAGGCGGGGCUACGCGGUGAGGGACGGCGGAUUCGGGCUGGCCAUCACGGCGGACAGGGGGGUGAUGCUCAGGGGAGGGAUCGAUAGGCCGAGGAACGGGUACACUGCCGAAAGGGGGAGCGCGUUGCUGUUCGGGGCGUACAGCAUCAAGGUGACGGGGUCCGCGGCCAGGCGGGUUGUGGUGCGGUACAAGGCUACGGCGCCGGUGGCGCAGGACCGGGGGCUGGGGGGCGUGCCAAUAUCGUACGCGUUGAGCAGCGAGGAGUGGGGGGAGGGCCAGGCGCUGGGGGUGAACGCGGACGAGACCACCCUGAACGGGACGAUGCGCCACGCGGACCGGGUGGUGAUGACCUUUCCGCCGUACGCGGAGGCGAGCUGA